GAAAGUGUCCGACUUCUUAUUACCUUUAGAAAAUUAUCCCAUCUAUAUAUUAUCUCUUUUUUCUAUUGGCAGCAUUGGAAGAAACAAACGAUGCUUGUGGCAACAACGUAUACACUUAUUCAAGUAUCACGCGUUCAUUGCAUUUCUCUGAGGAUGACCUUAUUAAUAUAUUUUCAUACAAAUUAAAAAUUUACUAUCGUAAAUUUGCAAAUUGUUAUCCUAUGUUAUUCUCUUAGUGCUUUUAUGUUAGUUAUAUUUGUAUGUGCUGCGACACACGGUUAACUCCGAGUGAAUACUCAACAACUGCUUUAAUCUUACGGGGUGUGAAUUUGUGCAUCGAAUUAACGAUUGACAUUAAAUAUUUUUAAAAGGGAAAACAUUCGAAUGAAAUAUUUUAAUUGUUAGUAUAUACAAUAUUAGAAGUAUUUAUUUUUAAAUGCUUGUUUUUUUUUUUUUUUUUAAAUCCGUUAGUUGUAAAUAUGGACGAAUUAGGGGAGCGGACGAAGCGAUAAAUCUCUACAAGUAAUGCACUCAAAAUGACAACCGUUGGUAAUAAAUCAGGAGAUACAACUUUUUAAUUGUCCAAUAACGGAAACAUAUAUGGGAUCAAUAUGGCACGAAAGCGUAAACACGAAGUUAAAACAUCUGUAAAAUCAUCUCCCAAAUAUACCCCCGUUAGAAAGUCUAGCAGACAGAUAGCUAAGAAACAAUUGGAAGAGAGUAAGAUUAACGGAAAGAUAUCCAAAACGUCUUUGUCCAAUGUUACAGAAGAAUCAAGGAACGUUGAAGAAACAGAAAAUCGAUUGGAUUCUAAAAAGAAUCAAAAUCUACAUAGAAAAUAUAAUAGUCAUAAAAAUUUAUCUAAUAGCGAUGACGUAUUAACAAACGAUAGCAUAUGCAGUAUUUACAAAAGAGAAGACGAAGAAAGCGACAGCCAAGAUGGAUUGGAUAAUCUAUUGGAUCAAUCGGAUAAACUUAGUCCAGAAGAUGUACGUCAAAUGGUAGUUGGUAACACGACAGAAACUAACGAAACCAAAUUGGAAUCAUCUGUGUCGAACGAAGUAGAAGUAUGGCCAGAAGCGGUAAUAGAAGAAAUAAUAUGCGAAGAAAUGGAAGUAGAAACCGAUGGUACUGGCAUAACCACUUAUAACACUUUAAAACCAGAUAGUGAUAUGGUGGUCGAACAAGUGCUACUAAUGAAUAAGGCUAACUUAGGAGAAGAUAAUUUUGUAGAAUAUACAGUCAUCAAAAAUGAAGACUGCGUUGAAUCUAUGAUAAUAGAGUCUAAUGUAGAAUGUGGUACGUCCAGUAAUGAAUAUCAAAUUAUUCAGAACGGUAUGAAUAAUUUACAUAUGACUGCGGAGGAUAAAUCUACGAGUAGCAGUACUGUAUCUUACAAAAUGACGGAUUCCAAACGAGAAUGUAAUAAAGUAGCAUACGAUUUAGAUAAUAAUUCUACUAAUAAUAAAAUGACUACCUUGUUAGAUCAUGCAAAUAGUACUUACACAAAUAACAGAACAGUCGAGGAUGUUAAAACGAUGGAAUCAUUUAAAAAUAAGUACGUAGGUAAAGAUCGGAUUAAUAUUCGGAAAGGAGAAUCUAAUGUUUCAAAUGACGAUACUAGAAAAAUAAGCAAUAAUUAUGUAUCUAAAUUAUCAUCUAAGCAAGAUUCUAAAGAAUAUCAAAGGGGAAUCGUUAAAGAAGAUAAUAAUUGUAAAUCGGAUAAAUCUAAUACCGUGGAACACAAUCAGUGUUCUAAGGAAAUAGAAAAAUUAGUUAAUGAUUUGUGCAGUGUAGAAAGUGUUAAUUCGCCAGUAGAAACGUGUAUAAAUGUACAGAAGAUAUCAUUAGUUAAUGAAGACGACGAAAGUAGUUCAUCAAUAUUAGACAAAAUGGAACAAUUACAUCGUUCGGUUAAUUGUGAGUCUAAUACAGAUACAAUAUAUGUUUAUCAGAAAUCAGUGGAAUGUGUUUUGAACAAUCAACAACAAAGUGUCUUAAAGUCGGACAAUUUUACAGAAAGUGUAGGAUGCGCGAACGAACUACCAUUGAAUUGUAGAAAUUUACAGAAAAAGAAAACUCAUCAGAAACCUACAGAUCAUUUACAAAAUAUUGAUGAUGCUUGUGCGGACAGUGAAGCAGAUAGUAAAGUAGAUAGUGAAGAUAUGAAAUUAACUAGUAGCGGUGAUAGUAGUAAUGACACGUUAUUGUCAGUUAAUAAUUAUAAAAUACCAGAUACCGAUACAAAAGGUGCUUCUAAUAAUAUCAACGAUGCCGACAAAAAGAUUGAAUUUAGAAGCCGUAGCGGUAGCACAGAUACUACUGGUUCUGAAAGCGGAUCUAACAGUUCCGGUGUAAGAAGAAGUAAUAGAAUUCGUACUAUAGGUUUAAUGAAACAAAGAUCUCGAGGUCGUGGUUUGGUAACCAAAUCAAAUACAGAUAUAUUGAAAUCUAAUUCGACGCAGGAGAAAGAUAAAAUAGCUACCAAUAUGACUACUACUUCUUUAGAAUCAAAAAUCAAUUCGGAGGGACAAUCUGAAAUUCAAUGCGACAAGGAAAAUAAUGUCAAUAAAAUGCAAACAACGCAUGAUUCUCUUGCACCUUUAGUUGCAAAUUUCAAUACUUCUGGUUAUAAUUCGGAUUCGUUGAAACCGGUCAAAGUUAAAUCUAGAUGGCGAAGAUCUAGCGAACUUGAAAUGGGAGGAUCUAGUUCGUCCAUCUCUGGAACGGGAUUUGAAUUUUCCAAUGCUAUUACGUCUGAAUUAUUAACACACAUAACAACUAAAUCCAAUAGUGGUCCUUCAGGAGAAUCUGGAUCCUUGGAACGUGGAUCCACAGUUGUAUGUACAUCAAUGAAUGUACAAUCUUAUCCAGAAAUAAAACAGGAUGGAGAGGAAAAUCUAGAAAAUAAUUCUUCUGUUAAUUCGUCUACAACGCAGGUUUCUAAAAUUAUAGGAACAAAGGCAAACCCGUUAUUAACCAUUGAUUCCAAGGAUAAAGAAAUGGAAGAAAGAUUAAGUCAGUUUGAAUAUUUACGUGAAAAUUUAUAUCUCACAGAAAGGUACACCAACAAAGAAACCAAAAGAAUGGUAUGCGAUUGUUUCCUUACGGAAGAAGAAAUAGAAAGAGGCGAACUUGGUUGUGGCGAAGAUUGUCUCAAUAGACUUCUCAUGAUAGAAUGUGGAUCCAGAUGCGUGGUCGGUGAUAGAUGCACAAAUAAAAGAUUUCAAAACUGUGAUUACGCUAAGUGCGAGGUCUUUCGUACAGAAAAAAAAGGAUUUGGAUUACGGGCAGCGCAUGAUUUAGAUGUAGGAGAAUUUAUAAUGGAAUACGUAGGAGAGGUUGUAGAUCCAAAAGAUUUUCGUCGUAGAGCUAAAGAAUAUUCCAAAGAUAAGAAUAGACAUUAUUAUUUCAUGGCUUUAAAAUCAGAUCAAAUAAUAGAUGCCACUAUGAAAGGGAAUAUUUCACGUUUCAUUAAUCACAGUUGCGAUCCAAAUGCAGAAACACAAAAGUGGACGGUAAAUGGAGAAUUAAGAAUAGGAUUUUUUAUAAAAAAGUUUAUAACAGCCGGUGAAGAAAUAACUUUCAAUUAUCAUUUUCAACGAUAUGGAAAGGAAGCACAAAAGUGUUUCUGUGAAGCUCUCAAUUGUUGCGGUUGGAUCGGUGAUACACCCGAAGAAGAAAAAGAAAAGAUUGAGAAGAAGGAAAAACGUGAGAAAGAUUCGAGAAAGAAAAAAGAAGAGAAGAAACCGACGGAUUAUAUGGAGGACGAAGACUUGGAAGAAGAAAUAGACAAAUUGUGUUCAGGUGGAUUGAAAAAUCGUGCACAUACUUUAACGCUGAGUCGUUUGAUGGUUCGCAGUAGAGAAUUGAAACAUAGAACGUGUCUAUUACGUUUAAUACAAAGCGGAGAACAACCAUGUAGAAGAUUAUUCUUAGAUUAUCACGGUCUUCGUUUAAUAUGGAGCUACGUUUUGGAUAUUGCUGAGAACGAGUCGGAAGAAGCGCAACUGUUUCGUCUGGAAAUACUGAAAACUUUAAAUACACUGCCAAUACCUAACAAAACAAUGUUAAUGGAUAGUAAAAUUUAUGGUGUAGUAGAAAAAUGGGCUAAUCGAUUAUAUUUGUCACCGAGCGAUGAAUCACCUGAAGAUGAUCAAAGUAAAGUCAAGAGAUUGCCCGAAGAAAAUAACAGUUGUUACAAUGAUGCUGGUACUAAAAAAAUCAUUGACAAUUUGAACAACAUUCCAAGCAUAACCGAGAAUAGAGUUGAAAAUUCACAAUUGAAUGAAAUUAAAUCUGAAAAUACAGAUCAAUCUCUUAUUCCUGAAUUAGCGUCAACGUUAUUGGUUGAGUGGUCUAAUCUUAAAGAGGUCUUUAGAAUACCGAAAAAAGAAAGGAUCGAACAGAUGAAGGAACAUGAAAGAGAAGCAGAUCGUGGAUAUAGAGAAGAGCUUGAAAAAGAUGAAAAAGCUGGAACAUCUUAUGAAAGACAAAGGUCUGAUAGAUACGGAAGAGUGGAAUUAGACAAACGUACGGACAGAAGACGAGGAAGAGAAUCUCCAGAUUUCGAACAUAAUAAUAGAACAAAGGAUAAGAAAGUAGAAGAAAGAAGUAGUUUAGUUCCUAUACCAAGGAUGACAAAAUACGAACGUAGACAAUUGUUUGCAUUAAAAGUAGCUAAAGAAGAAGAAGAGAGACAACGUCGUCAACAACAUGAUUCGUGGCAAGAACACGAAUCGAGAUGUUUAGCUUUGGGUAUAGAUCCGCAUUCUACUGCUAUGUUAGAUCCUCAAACUGGUUAUCCGGUAUUUUAUAAUCCAACUCUUGGCCAAUGGCAACAUUAUUCUGCACAAGAAGGAGGUGAUAUUGCACAACAAUGUACUCCUACAUGUGUCGGAGGAAAUCAAUCUCUUUCCACUCCAAAUGCUUUGGUAUCGCAAAAUCCUCAUUCAUUACAAUCAACGUUAAAUUCAGAAAUAUCAACCGGUAUAACUGGUACUACUGCCGUUCCUUCCAGUGUACCACCUGUAGUAUAUUCCUUAAAUCAACCACCUGCGUUUAAUCAAACGCCAACAUAUUCUUUACUUUCGCAUCAUCAACAAUAUACCGAAAAUCAUUUGCCUAUCGCAAGCAACUUAGUACCGGUUCAUAGUGUUACACAACCGAUUUCUAUUCAAUCGCAAUCUCUUUACAUCGAUAAAACAACUAACUCUCAACAGUUUCCUGUUGUUAACGUUUCUAAUAAUGAUACUACUAAUAAUCAACAAUCACAGCCAGAAAUACCACCGAUUGAUUUGCCACCUAAAUGGAAAAGCGCAAUAGAUGGUAGAGGUAGAAGAUAUUAUUAUCAUAUUAAAGAAAGAAUAUCGCAAUGGUUACCACCGCCACCGGAUCACAUAGGAGUCCAACCGGAUUCAUCGUCUAGUUCUGAAUCCAGCGACGAUUCGACAUCUUCUAACGAAGAUGAAGAGGAUAUUGAGGAUGAAAAUAUCGAUAAGAAAGAAGAUGAUGUAUUAUUAGAUGUCGGUGGUAAUACGGAUAAACGUAAUUCUACGAAGAAAGUUAAUCUAUAUAAUAAUCCUGUCAGUUCUACCGUAUUUCCUGAAACUAAAAAACGAAGAGACGGUUUGGUACAAGAAAGGAUCAUUAGUCCAAGAAGAGAGGAAGAUCGUAUCGGUCAUAAGACGUAUAAAGAAUUGAAAGAAAAAUUAAGAAGACAGAAGGAAAGAGCGAGGCUUAAAAUGCAUGUAGAUAAAUUCAGGAAACAUAGGCGUAGUAAUAAAUCUAAAAUUCAUUCGAGACAUUGGUUAAACAAAACCCAAUCAACCUCGUCAGAUUUCACCAGUAUGUCGGAAAGAAAGAUCAAGGAUACUUUUAGAAUAAAUAUGGCCAACGUAAUGGUACAUUUCUUAAAUCCGUACAGAAAAAAUGAUUGCAAACAAGGUCGAAUAACUAAUACGGAAGAUUUUAAACAUUUAGCGAGAAAGUUAACGCAUUUCGUAUUAGCAAAAGAGCUGAAACAUUGUAAAAGCGUGGAUGAGUUACAAUGUAACGAAAACGUUAAACACAAAGCUAAAGAUUUUGUGCGCAAAUACAUGAGUAAAUUUGGGGCGGUAUAUCAAAAGGGAACGGACGAAGAUUAACUGUUUGUACAUGUACGAAAUGAAAAUUGUUAUUUAUUAUAUGCCAACUUUAUCCUGAACGUUAUCGGUUCCUUAUAAAUAUAUCUAUAUAUAUAAAAAAAAAAAAGAAAAAAAAGAAACGAAAAAAAAAAGAAAAAAA
Messenger RNA from Polistes canadensis, 6285 nucleotides. RefSeq names its product probable histone-lysine N-methyltransferase CG1716 (gene Set2). Gene Ontology annotation, molecular function: histone H3K36 methyltransferase activity; protein binding. Gene Ontology annotation, cellular component: chromosome; nucleus. Gene Ontology annotation, biological process: regulation of DNA-templated transcription. The record is from RefSeq and is a predicted model, not a curated record. NCBI's taxonomy places the organism in Eukaryota, Metazoa, Arthropoda, Insecta, Hymenoptera, Vespidae. The coding region runs from base 612 to 6146 and encodes 1844 amino acids. The transcript is spliced from 14 exons.